Molecule: messenger RNA, 5799 nt
Organism: Colius striatus (speckled mousebird)
Lineage: Eukaryota; Metazoa; Chordata; Aves; Coliiformes; Coliidae
Gene: NOL4L
Product: nucleolar protein 4 like
Exons: 11
Coding region: 1-2004 (667 amino acids)
Source: RefSeq, a predicted model, not a curated record
AUGCCGAAGCCGCCGCUGCUGCUGCGGGGGAGCCGCCCCGGGGACAGCGAGCUGGGGCGGCAGUUCCGGGACUGGUGCCUGCGCACCUACGGGGACUCGGCCAAAACCAAGACUGUGACCCGGAGCAAGUACCAGCGCAUCGCCGAGGUGCUGCAAGGGGGAUCCGGCUCCGGCGGCGGCUCCGGCGGGGGGGAGAAAGGCAAGUUCCAGUUCUGGGUCCGGUCCAAGGGCUUCCGCCUGGGAAACGGCACCAGGGAGGCGACGAAGAUGGGUCAAGUGGUGGUAUAUGUGCCGGUGAAAACGGGAACGGGGGCAGAUGGACUGUCGGAGCCCGAGGGCAUCUCUCUGAAACGUGUGGCUGUGGUGGAAGAUUUCUUUGACAUCAUAUACUCGAUGCAUGUGGAGAGCUCGUCGGAGCCAGGCAAAGCACCCAAACAUGCCGGGCAGAAGAAAACCUACCGAGCGAUUGCAGAGACCUACGCUUUCCUCCCGAGAGAAGCCGUGACCAGGUUCCUGAUGAGCUGCACCGAGUGCCAGAAGAGGAUGCAUUUCAACUCCAACGGCCUGGAGCCCAAAGAGAGUGAACCACCUUCCUCUUUGGUUUCUGGGAUCAUUGACUACAACAUGCCCCUCACCUCGACCUACCUGAAGCAAAUGAAGCUGCGGGUGAUGAAUUCCCAGGAGCAGGAUGAGACGUCGGUGAGCAGUGAGGACUUUGAUAUGAACGACUCCACAUGGAUCUCAGCUGACCAGCACCUGAACUCCAGCCUGAGCCCCAGCCAGGACGAGAGCAUGCGCAGCCCGCAGAACCUGCACGGCCACGAGGACGAUGACUCCUCGUCAGAGAGCUGCAGCGGGAACGGCUCCUCCACCCUGAACCCCUCCACGUCCAGCAGCACGCAGGGCGACAGCACCUUCCCCGAGAUGAACGGCAAUGGCACCGCAGCGCCCAUGGACUUCACCGCCUCUGCCGACGACCAGCCCAUCAACCUCUGCGACAAGCUCGCGCCCGCACACGUGCCCCCGGCCUUCCAGCCCGACGGCUGCAGCGCCGAUGGGCUGCGCAGCAGGGUCAAGUACGCGGUGAAGAGCACAGCUGAGUCCCCUCCAUACAGCUCCGGCAGCUACGACUCCAUCAAGACGGAGGCCAGCGGCUGCCCCGAGGACCUGACGGUGGGCAGGGCCCCCACGGCCGACGAGGACGACGAUGACCACGACGACCACGAAGACAACGACAAGAUCAACGACUCGGAGGGGAUGGACCCAGAGAGACUAAAGGCCUUCAACAUGUUCGUGCGCCUGUUCGUGGACGAGAACCUGGACAGGAUGGUUCCCAUCUCCAAGCAGCCCAAGGAGAAGAUCCAGGCCAUCAUCGAGUCCUGCAGCCGGCAGUUCCCCGAGUUCCAGGAGCGGGCACGCAAGCGCAUCCGCACCUACCUCAAGUCCUGCCGCCGCAUGAAGAAGAACGGGAUGGAGAUGACCAGGCCCACGCCGCCGCACCUGACCUCGGCCAUGGCUGAGAACAUCCUGGCAGCCGCCUGCGAGAGUGAAACGCGGAAAGCGGCCAAGAGGAUGCGGCUGGAGAUCUACCAGAGCUCCCAGGAUGAACCCAUUGCUCUAGACAAGCAGCACUCCAGAGACUCCACAGCCAUCACCCACUCCUCCUAUUCACUGCCAGCUUCAUCUUACUCCCAAGACCCAGUGUACAUCAAUGGAAGCCUGAACUACAGCUACCGUGGCUACGGGUCGCUGGGGAGUGGGCUGCAGCCACCCGCCUCCCUCCAGACGGGCAACCACAGUAAUGGUCCGACCGACCUCAGCAUGAAAGGCGGCGCCUCCAGCACGGCGCCGUCCAACAGCAGCAGCCGGGGGAUGCAGGCGGCGCAGCUGAGCCCCACGGAGAUCAGCGCCGUGCGGCAGCUCAUCGCCGGCUACCGGGAGUCGGCCGCGUUCCUGCUGCGCUCCGCAGACGAACUGGAAAACCUCAUCCUGCAGCAGAACUGACGCCGCCAGCGGCCUCUGCCCGCGGCACCCUUCGGACCUGCCGGGAACAGGCUCCCGGCGCUGCCCUGCCCAGCGGCCUCCCGGCGAGCGGCGGCCGCGGGGAGCUUCGGAAGCCGGGAGCCCAGAGACCUGUUUUGUUUUCCACCCCGAGCAGCUGGGAGCUGAGGCGAUGGACACGCUCUGCAGCGGGAGCCAGGCCCGCGGCUCGGAAGGACGGGGGUGGGGUUUGCAAGGGCAGAAGGGAGCCUGGGGAGGUUUGGGGCUGCAGAUGUAUUUAGAAUAACCUUUGUGGACCCAACUGUUAGAUUCCCGCCCCCAGCUAAUUUCCAGGUCUUAGGUGAAUCACGUAUUUAUUGAGCAAUGGACCCUCCUCUCCCCUUAGUAAUUUAUUUUUCUGGAAAUGGAUUCGUUUGAGUUUGUACAGAUGCCAGUGCUGUGUGUGUCUGACCCGAGGGGAUCCCUCCUGUGAAGUAACACAUUCCAUAUCACUACACUGCUAGCGGCCGGGCGGCUCUGGGGAGCCCUUGUCCCACAGGGAGCGAGUUUGUCACCCAGCCCUGGACUCGGAGGCUGCCCGGCCCUGGGCGAGCGCAGCUGAAGAGCGGAGCGAGGGGCCAAUCCUGCGCAGCCCCGGUGCUGAGCAGAGACCCGGCGGAGCCUGCGGGCAGGAGGACGACUGGCGCUCGUCUGAGUCACGGCGAAGAGCGGCAAGGAAGGAGAGGAGCCCGAGAAACAUGUGUGUGGUGGCCAGCGUCCGUUCUCUACCUCACACUCCACUGUGGGCUCGGGCCGGGGCUGGGGCCGGUGAGUGUUGCCGCGCGGGACCCUGGCCCCAGCUCGCUGAGCCCGGCUGCUGCAGCCCCCCGGCAGCCGGGCAGGGGGUGGCUCCGGCCCCCAGCCGGGCGGCCAUCGGCAGCAGAACUGACACCGUCCCCUCCGGGACCCCCCCGUCCCCCAGCUCACAGCCCCGGAACGAGCCCGCAACCCCCCCAGUGUGGAAGAGCCCGAAGCCCACCCUGCCCUUUAGCACCCCCAUCCCCACGAAUGCACUUCGUUUUGCUCAGUGCAAUACCUACUGCCAGUGCUGCUAAACCCCAGUGCUGAGCCCAGCACAGCAACGUGUGGGGGGCCACGCUGGGGACCCCCCUCCCUCCUCCUCCCACUGCCUGGCCGGGGCAGGAGCCCUGGCUGCCCGAGAGGUCCCAUCAGUCACCCCACAGUGCUCUGUCCUAGGUGGAUGGUUUCUCUCUGCAGCCUCUCUCUGCUUUGGCUGCUCCGGGCUGGUGACGGGGGGCUGCUGCUCCCUGGGGUUUGAGCUGGGGCCGGAGCGGAGCCGGGCGGGGGCUCGGGAGCCUUGAUCCCAAUCACAGUCCCCAGACACUGGAAGAGAAGCAGAACCUCUGCCCUGCUCUCAGCCUGAGGACAGGCCCAGCAGCAGAAAGGACUCACCCUUGCAUUGACUGUUUGUCCCCAAACCUGAAACUCCCCAUAGCAUUUGGAGAAAAGGGACCCAGCCGGGGGCACAGCCGGGGGGUCUGUGCAGAGAUGAGCUGGGAGGCGAUGCUGGAACCGGGAGCACCGUGUCCAUCCCUGCCCCUUGCCUGGGCUGUUCCCUCUCCCCACUCAUCCCCCUGCCCUGGGGAGGGGGUGAGGGCCACCCCAGGCCAGCAGCCCCCACGGCAGCCGGCUCUCCCCCGCCGCUGGGUUUGGCCUCUCGCCGCAUCCUCCCGUCCCUGCAGUCUAUGUAAAUAUUUAUUUUUGUGUGGAUACCACGAAGUAACAAACCUCUGACAACAAAAACACGUAUCUGCAGCCAUGUGUGAGAGUCUUAACGUUAAGGAAGGAGAGGCAGAGACAAUCGCUGGCCCGGAACCCUCCCUCGGCCCCGGCCCCGGCAGCGCGGCCACGGGGUUGCCAGGCGGGUCGCCGGCGCAGAGGUUCCCUGGGGCUCCUGGACAGGUCGCCGGCAGCUGCCUUUGCCUGGGGUUUAAUUUAUACGAGUUUCUAUCUGUCCUUAGCAGAUCACCUUUGAACUUUCAGCGUCUCGGCACGUCCCGAAGUCGAGCGGCUCCUUGUCAAAGGGCGGCCGGGGCCGGCGGAGGUCGGGGCUGCAGGGGGAGCUGGGCAAAGCCUCCCCCGCCCCAGCACCCGUGCGCCCACCUCCAGCUGAAUGGCACAGACUCAGACUCCCAGAGCCCUGGGGACAGCCUGGUGACAAGUUACGAAGCAAACGGGGUUGGCUCCGAGUUUCUGUCAGGGAUCUUUGCAUUUCUUUCUUUCUUUCUGUUGCGUUUCCCCCGAGCCGCGCUGUGACUGUGACGGUUCCUUCUCUGGCACCUCCUCUCCAGCUGAUCCGUGCUCGGCCCGUCCGUGCUCUGGGACCCUUUGGCAGCCGCAUUCCUUUGCUGCCCGGGCAAGGACGGGGUCAGGAACCACCAUUCCAGGGGCUCACCCAGGAGGAAGGAGCAAGGAGCAGAACACGGCAGCCCUCGGGACGCUCCGAGGGGAGGUGGGAGGACGCUGGGUUAGCAAACGGUCUGGAUGCUCUGGUUUGGUUUUAAGGAAAAAGCUGAUCACUGGUCGAGAAGAAUAGAUUUAUUUUUAAUUUAAUGUUAUUGUAUUCUGAACUCCAGCCCUUGCCCUGCCCUGCCCUGGCUGUGCAGCCCCGGGACUGUGCAGCCCCCAGGACGGCGUCUCCCCUCCCCACGGGCCGCUGUUUAGUACCAGUUCCAUGGGGGGGUAUCAAUGCUGCUUUGAACUCAGAGGGUUAAAUAGACUUUUGAUUUGUAAUUUUUUGUAAAACUUUUUACAAGGUAGCAUAGAAACUUCAGCAGAAACCGACCACAAUCCGUCCAUGGUCUGAUUUUUAUAUGAUUUAGUGGUGCUUUAGGAACUUUCGUUGGGUUGUCUGGGAGCUGCAGAGCUCGGUUCUUCGCCUGUAUCUACCUAAGACCAAUGUGAACCUUUGUAUUUUUUGCUCCUGAUUUUGGACUCAGUGGAAGUGUACUGUUUACAUGUACAGAACUCCCGGCCCCUGUGUGUUCUGCCAGACCCGCUGUUGACGAGGAAGAUGCGUCUCACCCCCUUCAUCUGCUUGAGCCAGCCACAGCCUCCCCCUCCUGCUGACACCCACCCCGGGGCAGAGCCCACCGAGCCCAGAUCCCACUGAGCCCAGACCCCACUGAGCAAGCCCGGACCCCACCGAGCCCAGACCCCACUGAGCCCAGACCCCACCGAGCCCAGACCCCACUGAGCCCAGACCCCCUCCAGGCAAUUCGGAGUUUUGCACAAAUCAGUCGAUUUUCCUUCCUUUCCUUUUUUCUGCCCCAGUAGCCGACAUUGGGAUUGGCCUCGACUCACCCCCCAGCUCAGACAGUGAACCGUGUGGGGCUGCAGCUUCCCCAGCCUCCUCUUCCUCUUCCUCUUCCUCCUCCCAGAGGGUGAAGCUGCUGAGUUCAUUGUGGGGGAGCAGCACCCGGGCUGGGGGGGACCCGGCCGCAGGCAGAGGUGGGAGCUCCUGGGAGCUGGUUGCCUCGGGAGGAGGCUCUUGGGGAAGUGGGGCCUUUCCCGAGGGCUCAGACCAAGCUCAUGGCACUUAAUCCAGCUUCUGAGGUGACACUUUAUUGCUUAAUCGAUUGAUUUGAAAUCGUUUGAAAGGAUCUUUCUGCAGAUAGGCACCUAUGCAACUUCACGUGGCUCUCAAGCAGAUGAGCGCUUCCUCCUCAACGAGCUUGAUAAGAGUUAUUUGUGUUAUAUACUGUGGAUUUUUCCAGUAAAUGUGGCUUAAUAUUUUAA